ACCUUGUAAUGUAUAUGAAAGUAUUGGACUACGCACUAAAGUUCUUCAUUUCGACUAUUGUAUUUUGUUCUGUCCCGAAGGUGUUUGCGUUUUCCUCGUGUAAAACCAUUUCCGACGCUCUCUUCCGGUAUCUGUUGGAGACUGUCCACCAGCUCGGAUUUUGCGCUAAACUGCGCGAAAUAGUUGAUUUAAAUAUAAUUUAAUGGAGAAUUUAGCGUAAAACAAUUAAUGAGAAAUCGACACCGGUGUAAAAGGUGUAAUUGCCCUAUGCUGCAAACAUGCGCAAAAGUCGCGCAAAGUGUAACAUGUGGAAAUGUUUAGCGCAUCCACACAAACAGCGGCAGUCAUUCUUCAGGAAAUUGAGGGUGAUAGUUGAACUUCCUCAUUUGAGUCAGUCGAUAGUCACCAGCGGCGUGUAACACAUCAUCAUGUCUUCUGAAGAGACGCUUGAAUCCGGACUGGACUUUAUUGACUUUUUGGGCGACAACAGAUCCAGCUGCACCAGAAAGGAGCUUGAGCGCAGCUACGCGAGAUUUAAGAACAGUGAAGGAAUAGAAGACCCUCCAUUUUCCGAUGUCCUCGAUGCCCUACAGGAGUUCAAGAAAGUCAACAUAAAAAAGGGUAUAAUCUACAUAGAUGCCAUACCUCAGGUUCGGGUGUUCUGUGACCAGUGGAGGAGGCCCCGGGCCCCUCAGUCGCCACACAGUCCCGGCUCUGACCCUCAGAAUGCACCUUCAUCCUCCUCUGCCCCCUCAACUCCUGUGGCCCCCGUGCUAACCCCCAAGAGAAAGUUGGCUACGAAAGUCCUUCGCAAGUUAAAGCAGAACAGGAAAGAGUUGACAGCUGACAAGGGCGGCAUUGAGAUCACCUCAGACCCCGCUGCGACCGACGGAAAGGUUCAUUUCACUGUGCCUCGUCUGAAGGAGUUGUUCCUCCUCAGGUUCCGCAUCGUAAACAAGGGCACAAAGUGCAUCCAAUUCAACUCGUACACUGCCCUGUCAAAUUUGAGCUGUUUCACUCUGGAAGAUGAGAGAAGAGUGACCAGUGCUUCCCCGCUCGUACUCUCUCCUGGAGAAAGCUAUGAGGUUGUGGUUCGGUACAUGCUGAACCACUAUGGAUAUUUCCCAGCCACAAUGUACUUUGAGUUCUCCCCGGAUCUGCCAGGAUCCGUGUCCUUUUGCAUUGUGAGGGAGAUGGAAGCAGCAGCCAGGACCCCGCUGGCUGUGGAGCUGGGGCCCGUGUCUCCUUACAAACCAUUCCGGACGGUCACAUACAAGCCUGUUCGCAACGUGACAGUGGAGGGAGUAUUUCCUGAGAAGUCUUCCGCCCAGCCUCUAACGGCAGGGAGAUUAGUAAACUAUAACUACUCUCAUUAUCUGAAGGAUCUGGCUAAGCAAAGAAUGGAGGACUCUGAGUACCUCUCUCCAGCUGCCCGUCAGCAACUGGAAUCAGUGAAGGAUCUCCUCAAAUCUCCCUUAAAGAUGAAGACGUACGCUGAUCGAUUUCACCUCCUGCUACACCUGGAAGAGAUACAGAUGGAGGUGGACAUCAGGAAGUAUGACCUCCACAAUCAAACCAUGACUCAAGACAAAGACAUCCCAAAACUGCUCACACUCAGAGUUCCGGGUGUUGCGGAGAAUCGACCAUCUGUACAACGAGAAGAUUGUCUGAGGGUGACGAAAUCGGGAGACACGGUCCAGCCGAUCACUGUGUACAACGGAUAUGUUCACCGAGUGGAGCUGGAUAGCGUGAAGCUGGGCUUCUCUAAGAGAUUGUUGCAGGAUUUUAACAGCAACAUGAAGUUCAACGUGGAGUUCACUAUCAGCCGGUACUCCCUGAAGCUGCAGCAUCGUGCGGUGGACUUGGCGGUGAAACAUAAGCUCGAGGAGGUGCUGUUCCCGUCUGGUGCAGCGGAGCCUAUUCUCCCUAUGCCUAAACUCAGGAUGUUCAACCAUAAGCUGGAGAACAACCCGGAGCAAUGUGCUGCCGUCCAGCGCAUUGUAGCCGGAUCAUCGAAGCCCGCUCCUCACCUUGUGUUUGGGCCUCCUGGAACUGGAAAGACGAUCACUCUGGUGGAAGCUAUGAAUCAGGUCAGCAGGGCAGACACGUCGGCCUGCAUCCUCGCCUGUGCACCUUCAAACAGUGCAUGUGACCUCCUCUGUGAGAGACUGAUGGAAGACAUGGAACCUCAUAAGAUUUACCGCAUGUACGCCAUCAGCCGAGACCCGAGGACUGUCCCCAAGAACCUGCUGAAGUAUUGUAACUGGGACGAGACACAAGAUAAGUUUGUGUUUCCAGAGAGAGAGAAGCUGAUGAAAUACACGAUCAUAGUCACAACUCUGGUCACAGCUGGCAGGCUGUCUGGAGCGUUCCCUGUCGGCCAUUUUACCCAUGUGUUUUUGGAUGAAGGAGGCCAGGCUGUGGAGCCAGAGUGCGUCAUUGCCAUUGCAGGUCUGCUCAGUGCAGAGAGGGGUCAGCUGGUGCUCGCAGGAGAUCCCAAGCAGCUGGGACCAAUCCUUCGAUCUCCGAUUGCAGAGGAGCACGGGUUCGGGCUUUCUCUGCUUGAGAGGCUGAUGAGACACAACACUUUAUAUCAGAAGAGUAAAGAGUCUGGACACUUUGACACCCGCUUUGUCACCAAACUGCUGCGAAACUACAGGUCUCAUGCUGCCAUUCUGAAAAUCCCCAAUAAACUCUUCUAUGAGAAUGAACUGCAGGUGUUUGCUGACCAGUGGGAGCGUGAAGCCUACUGCAACUGGAAACACCUUCCCAAAAAGGGUUUCCCACUGAUCUUCCACGGGGUGAUGGGGAAAGACGAGAGAGAGGCCAACAGUCCUUCUUUCUUCAACGUGUCUGAGAUUCAAGUUCUGGUCGACUACCUCACCAAACUCAUGGAAACGCAAGGAAAGAAUGGUCUCCCCAAACUCUCUGCUGAAGACAUUGGCAUAAUCUCCCCCUACAGGAAACAAGUCGAGAAAAUCCAAAGAGCCCUGAAGUCCGUCCCAGCUCUGAAGAAAUUGAGUGAUCUCAAAAAACUCCAGGUGGGGUCUGUGGAGGAGUUUCAGGGACAAGAGAGGAAGAUCAUCAUGGUUUCUACCGUCCGCAGCAGCGUCAACUACGUCAAGAUGGACAAAGACUUCAACAUUGGAUUCCUUGACAAUGAAAAGAGAUUCAACGUGGCCCUGACCAGAGCCAGGUCCCUGUUGAUAGUCGUGGGAAACCCUGUGAUCCUCAACAAGGACUCCACCUGGAAGGAGUUCAUCAGCUACUGUGUGAAGGAGGAGGGUUACACUGGAUUUGACUUUGAAGACGCAGAAGGAGAGGAUGACAUUGUGUCAAAACUGGCAAACCUGAAAAUCAACCUGGAUUCUGACAAUCCUGCAGAAGAGGAGAGUGCUCUCCAUCUGGACCCUGAGCAUUAAAAUCUUCCCGUUUUAAAAAGACCAACAUGAAAUAAAGAACAAUUUGCAGUGCAAUUUAAGUGCAUAUAAGUAUUUUAUAUUUCCUCUAUUUAAACUAUGUGGCAUCUAUGUAUUAAUGUAUUAUUAUGCCCCUUUCUCAGAGCAGUGUGCGUAUUUGAUGAAUGAAACUGCUCCGUUUCGAGGGAGUCGUCCGUGCUUGACGUUUUCUCUCUGAACAGAAAGUUUAAUUAGCGCUGCACACAAGCAAUUCAUUCAGAGUGAGAAAAUAAGAAGCAGACUCAUCUAUUUCUCAGGAAUUCAUCACCGUAUGUCUCACUGCUGUUUGAACUUUGAAGUUAGUGUCUUUUCAUUUCCUCUGUUUCUGAUAUUUUAAGACUGAAUAAAAAAACCUCUUAAUUUCU
This is a messenger RNA of Cottoperca gobio, 3823 nucleotides long. RefSeq names its product Mov10 RNA helicase a (gene mov10a). Gene Ontology annotation, molecular function: RNA binding; 5'-3' RNA helicase activity. Bases 429 to 3422 code for a protein of 997 amino acids. The transcript has 22 exons. Lineage: Eukaryota; Metazoa; Chordata; Actinopteri; Perciformes; Bovichtidae. The record is from RefSeq and is a predicted model, not a curated record.